CAAGUAAGGCCGAGCGGGCAAACGGGUGCUCGGCGUUCUGGACAGCGGGCGGAAUUUAGGAUUCCCAGCUAGCAGCCCCAACGUGACGUCUGCUACCAAAGCAUCCGCCAGCCUCCGUCAACGUUUAGCGCCUUGCCCAUCAUUCAAUCUGACGAGUGACCGCGCCAGCAGACUCAAUAUCUUCCGCAAAUGUGCCAUAUUGUUCUAGAUCGAGCUCAAAUUACGUCUCUUGCCCCAAGCCUUCCAUGAGGAGCAGCAAGCGCCUCUCCAUCUGCAAAGUCUUGCCAGUUUUGCCUACUGAUCUUCCUUCAACUGCUGCGUGCAGCUUGUGAGAUUACAAGUUCUUAAGAUGGCGCCAGUCACGGUCACCCUUUAUGGAAUAUACUUGAGCACCUGCACCAGAACGGUGAUGACAGCACUAGAGGAGAAAAAUGUCCCCUAUAAGUUCGUCAUUGUAGACGUCACAAAGGGAGAGGGCAAGCAGCCUGCACACCUUGCCAGGCAACCUUUUGGUCAAGUCCCUGCUUUGGAGGACGGCGAUGUGAAGAUGUUUGAAACCAGGGCGAUCGUCAGGUAUAUUGCCAACAAAUGGGCCAGCCAAGGAACAGAUUUGUUGGGCAAGACCGCCGCUGAGAAGGCCCUCACUGAUACCUGGACUGAGGUUGAGAGCCAAAACUACGAUCCUCCAAUCAGCGUGAUAGUCGCACAAAGAGUAUUCAGAGCCAUGCAUGGAAAACAGGCGGACGAGGCUAUUGUUGCUCAAGAGACCACAAAACUUGAGAAGGUGCUCGCUGUAUACGACGCUCACCUAGCCGACAAGGAAUACCUCAACGGCUCCAGCUUCUCCGCCGCUGAUCUCUCCCACCUUCCCAACACAGAUUAUUACGUCAACAAAGGGGGCGGCGAGGUUGUUUUGAAGAAGUACCCCAACGUGUGGGCCUGGUGGCAGAGGAUCUCCAGCCGCCCCUCCUGGCAGAAGGUGGCCGCCAUGAACUAGAUGACGGCCAAACUUGGCGGUUCUGGUCGAUGUUGAUUUUAAUUGUUGAUUGUGUCAUGCUGCCUGUACAAAAGGUCCAGAGAGGAGCCGGGUCAAGAUCAGAAUGGGUUCUCGAUUUUGGAACACAAGUGAAAGAGCUGUCGUACCGACGAUGUGCUGGGAAGUUCGUUGGCUAGUUUCUGAGCCUGGAUUAUUGUAGUUAGGUUCAUUGUAACAUUAUUGGCGUCGACUAAUUUGUUGGCCUGCUAACGUUACGCAAGCGGGGACUCACUCCGUGAGAUGAAAGUCUUAAUCUAAGUGAUACGCACUUCAAUCUAACAACCCUGUAUUGAAAAUAGCUCUUCGUCUACUUCCUUGCCGG
Messenger RNA from Klebsormidium nitens, 1358 nucleotides. The record is from the annotation of a GenBank genome assembly. NCBI's taxonomy places the organism in Eukaryota, Viridiplantae, Streptophyta, Klebsormidiophyceae, Klebsormidiales, Klebsormidiaceae.